Messenger RNA from Bactrocera neohumeralis, 2846 nucleotides. Its product is annotated as transferrin. Gene Ontology annotation, biological process: iron ion transport. The transcript is spliced from 4 exons. Lineage: Eukaryota; Metazoa; Arthropoda; Insecta; Diptera; Tephritidae. Gene Ontology annotation, cellular component: recycling endosome; plasma membrane; early endosome. The record is from RefSeq and is a predicted model, not a curated record. The coding region runs from base 454 to 2583 and encodes 709 amino acids.
CGAAAAUCAACGCUCAGUUGUUGUGCGGCGAUCGCUGCGUGUAGUUUGUUGGACGCGAAAGCUCAGCGUAUAAGCCGGGGUUUGGAAAAAUAGCAAAAGUGGCUGCUUGAAACAGCAAAAGUAAAUUGAUAAUAAAUAAUAAAAUAAAUAAAUAAAAUAAAAAAAAAAAUCGUGCGACUUAUCAGCCGUUACAGUUACAAAGUGGGCGUUUUUCAAGUGAUAACAGUUGCAUUUCUAUUUUUUUUUACACGAAACCACCCACAAAAUAAGCUUCCCAGCGGAUUUCGAAAAGUGCAAAGCCAUUAAGGCAACAUCCGAUAAAUCAAGUGCAAAAUUGUGCAAUUUAAGGCUUUAGGUGCAAUUUUAAAAACACACACAGUGAUUAAAAUAAUUUCUGGAAAUAAAUCAUAUUAUUAACUAGUACGUGUGUGUUUAAUUGUCAAUUUUGUGGUGAUGAUGUUCGCAAACGAGGGGCGUUCAUUUGUUUUGCUGCUGGCAAUCUUAUCAGUAUUUAAUGCCGAAACAAGCGCCGAAGUGUUUGAUGAUGGAAAGUUGCGCGUCUGCAUUGUCGAGUCUCGUGGCACGUACCGUAAAACGCCGAAAUUUUGUCCGCUCCUCGAAGCCACCAGUAAUAUUGAGUGUGUGAUUGGCGUAGAUCGACUGGAUUGUGUACGACGCAUACAUAAAGGUACCGCGCAUUUCGGCGUGCUCUCCGCCGAGGAGCUAAUAGCAGCGCGUUGGGCUAGCGUGGAGAUUUUAGUUACGAGUGAGAUGCGCUCACAUGAAACCAAUUUCGAAUAUGAAGUAGUCGCGGUGGUGGACAAUGAGGCCAACAUACAUACGGUGCAUGAUUUGCGCGGUGCGAAACUUUGUCAUCCCGGUUAUGGUUUGGGCAAUCAUUGGACGGAGGUUUUAGCUAAUUACUUCGAAUCGACAUUGAUUUCGAAAUCAUGCAAUCCGGAAAUCUCACUAACGGAAGAUCGCAUUAGCGCCUCGGCUAAAUAUUUUGGUCCCAGCUGCAAAGCUGGACCAUGGGUGCCGGAUCCUAAACAGGAUCGCAUACUCAAAGAUCGCUAUCCGUCGUUAUGUCAGCUCUGCUACGAUUCAUACCGCUGCGAUAUCGGCGACAAACAUUGGGGACGGCGCGGCGCCUUGUAUUGCCUCACAAAUGGUGUCGGCAAUGUUGCUUGGGCGCGAUUGGACGAUGUGCGCAGUCAUUUUGGCUUAACUGGACUGCCUGCACAGGCGAAUCCAUCCGAGUACAGCUACUUAUGCGCCGAUGGACAUCUACAGCCUAUCACAACUGAACGUCCGUGUGUUUGGGUGGCCAAACCCUGGCCAGUUAUAGCGGCGCGCCGCAGUCACGCUGCACAAAUACAAAAUCUAGUCGCUGGCUUGAACCACAACGAGCCGAAUAGCUGGCAGAAUGCCUUGCUAAGCCUCUUGGAGAAUUAUCAUAUAGAAAUCGUCACUUUGGAUAACGUCAUACCCAUCGAUGAUUAUCUCGAUCAGGCGACGGCUUUUCAGAGCGCUUAUAGCUUUCCCGAAUGUAAUCCACCGCGUUCAAUAGUUUACUGUACUACCUCCAUAAUACAGCAUGUUAAAUGCUCGUGGCUACAAGAAGCCUCACAAGUGUAUGGCGUCGAACCGAAUAUCCAGUGUAUACGCUCUGAAAGCUUGGAUUCGUGCAUGGAUGACAUCAAAUACAAGGCAGCCGAUGUCGUGUUGGUCGAUCACGAAAAUCGUAUUAAAGCACAACGUGACUACAAUCUCGUGCCGAUACUUUACGAAUUCUCACAGGAUAUGCAUGAACGUUAUGCCGUCAUAGCUGUGGUGCAUAAAGAUUCAAGCUUCAAAUCUUUUGCCGAUCUGGAAAACGCAAAAGCCUGUCUACCCUCAUACGAAGGACCCACACAUCUAUCGGUACAGGAGACUAUUGUAAAUGUAACACAACGCAUGACCGCACUACAGUCGUAUUUCCACCGUGACUCGUGCACUUGGCAUCCGAAUGCGCAUCGCACCUGUCCGGACACUUAUCGUGGCGAUGAGGGCGCUUUACGUUGCUUAGCCGAAGGUGGCGAUGUGGCUUUUCUCAGCUCGGCUAUAUAUAAAAACUAUACGGUGGGCAAUAUAACAGCGAAAUGGGUGCGUGACACCGGACACAAGUCCUUCCGCGUUUUAUGUCCCUACGGCGCGAAUGAGCGUCACUCAAAGUUCGAGUAUUGCUAUAUGCAUUGGACCACACGAGGCCAUUUAAUGACGCAUAACGAUUCGUUGACGCGCCGUAAUGAAAUCUAUAAUUCGUUGCGUGACAUCGAUCAGCUCUUCGGCAAAAGCUAUCGGCCCGAAACGCGCCCAUUCACCAUGUAUGGCAUUUUCGAUAAGCGUAAUAAUGUUAUGUUUCGUGAUAAGACGGACGGACUGAGAGGUUUAGUCGAUUUGAGAGCGGAUAACUCGAAGCGCAUUAUGGAGGAUAUUUUCGAGAAUUAUGUGAAAAACGUUUAUGUAGAUCCGAAUUCGAGUCAGUCGUUGCAGUGUUCGUUAACGCUGCUAGUCAUAACGACCCUAUUAGUUGUAAGUUGAAUAUGGAUCUGAAGCUGGUUCGCAGCAAUGUAUAAGCCAUUAUCUAGAUUUAAACAUUUCAUUCACGGUUAGUCAUUAAUUUAAUUUUCUAUCGAUAUUUGUGAGACGAGUUUUAAGUAUAUGGUACUAUUUAAAAUGUAUGCAAUUUUGUGAUAUUAUUUUAUACUCUACGUUUGUAUUUUUUAUAAACCAAAAGCCAUCUAAGUAUGUUUAACCGUUUGCAGGUGUCUGUUUAUGCCAAUAAAUUGUCUUAAAAAAUCGUU